Molecule: messenger RNA, 762 nt
Organism: Spodoptera frugiperda (fall armyworm)
Lineage: Eukaryota; Metazoa; Arthropoda; Insecta; Lepidoptera; Noctuidae
Gene: NP15.6
Product: NADH dehydrogenase [ubiquinone] 1 beta subcomplex subunit 11, mitochondrial
Exons: 1
Coding region: 108-539 (143 amino acids)
Source: RefSeq, a predicted model, not a curated record
UGUCAUCUGUCACAUUCUCCAUUUUCGUAUGUUCUUUGGGUUUCAUAAUCAGGUUGUCUUGUGAAAAAAUAUUUCACUGGUUUUAAAACUAGAUAAUCAGUAAUACAAUGGCUGCAUUAAUUAAGCUACGUCAGAUGCCUCUUGUUCAAAGAUGUGUUUGGAACCAUCUAAGUCAAACAAGCCGUGGAAUUUCCACUUCGAAAAAGAAUAGUGAUAGCGCUGCUACCGCUACUGCAGCCAAACCUGAAGACAAAAACUGGGUGAGCUAUGGUUUCGACUACAAGAGUAAAGAAGAAGACACCAAUGCACACAACGCUUCAUUCUUUUUCUCCGUUACAUUGUGUUUGGUUUUCGGAGGAUUUGCUUGGGCCUACGCUCCUGAUACACAUUUGAGGGAUUGGGCUCAGCGAGAAGCAUUUUUAGAACUACGUCGUCGUGAAAAAGCUGGUCUUCCUCCAAUUGACCCUAACUUUAUUGACCCCAAGCAAAUUAAACUACCCAAGGAUGCUGAUCUCUGUAAUGUUGAGAUCAUUAUUUAAUUUGUUUUUAAAAGGUUACUUCUUGUAAUCAUUUUAUUGUAGAUAUUUUCACUGAAUGAAUAGUAAACUUUAAACAUGUACAUUUCUUUUAUUUAAUUUAAAAGAUUUCUCACAGUUUCAUAAUGUUGGGUUCAAGUCAACCAUCCACAACACCAGUGAGUCUACUAUACUGUGAUUGUAAAUAAAUAAGAAAUUUAGCAAAAUACAUGAUUUGUUUUCCAUG